CAUUGCACAGACAUAUUGAUGCAACACCUGAUGUGUAAUGGCAAUCUGGACAUCAUUACGUUCAACUGGGUUGAGACUCAGUCGAAUCCAUUUCCAGACUUUGCUGUCAACCAUCAGUGUAGGGAUUUUGAUGCGAUAUAUGAGUGGCAGGAUAAACACUCCGUGCCAAAGUAA
Molecule: messenger RNA, 174 nt
Organism: Ilyonectria robusta
Lineage: Eukaryota; Fungi; Ascomycota; Sordariomycetes; Hypocreales; Nectriaceae
Exons: 1
Biological process (GO): mycotoxin biosynthetic process
Source: RefSeq, a predicted model, not a curated record